Molecule: messenger RNA, 1490 nt
Organism: Callithrix jacchus (white-tufted-ear marmoset)
Lineage: Eukaryota; Metazoa; Chordata; Mammalia; Primates; Cebidae
Gene: RILPL2
Product: Rab interacting lysosomal protein like 2
Biological process (GO): cilium assembly
Cellular component (GO): ciliary basal body; cytoplasm
Molecular function (GO): small GTPase binding; dynein light intermediate chain binding; protein dimerization activity
Source: RefSeq, a predicted model, not a curated record
UCUCCUCCCCGGGACUGCAACUGUUCCCAGGCUGGGGCGAUCGCCGUCACCCCUGAACUUCCCCUUUCCUCUUUUCGGCCGCCCUCCCUUUCCGUUGUCCCUUCGCACCCCAAACCACAUCCUGGAGCGCGCCCUCCCGCGCGUCCAGCAGCGGGGACGGUGCACCGGGGGCGAAGGCCUGAGAGUCGCGUGCGCAGCCCCUUGCUCCAUUCCCCCUCCCCGCCCCAGGCCCACCCCCAGGCGACGCUGAUUGGGCAGGUAGGGACUCUGCCCAGCGGAAAGUUUUGGGUGCCGGGAGGAAGUUCAACCUUCGGGAGACUCCAAGACAGCAGCUCCGGGGGUCGGCGGGGGUCUGGUGGCCAUGGAGGAGCCCCCUGUGCGAGAAGAGGAAGAGGAGGAGGGAGACGAGGACGAGGAGAGGGAUGAGGCUGGGCCCGAAGGGGCGCUGGGCAAGAGCCCCUUCCAGCUGACCGCCGAGGACGUGUAUGACAUCUCCUACCUGUUGGGCCGCGAGCUCAUGGCCCUGGGCAGCGACCCUCGGGUGACGCAGCUGCAGUUCAAAGUCGUCCGCGUCCUGGAGAUGCUGGAGGCGCUGGUGAAUGAGGGCAGCCUGGCAGUGGAGGAGCUGAAGAUGGAGAGGGACAGCCUCAGGAAGGAGGUGGAGGGGCUGCGGAGCCAGGGCCCUCCGGCCAGCGAGGAGGUGAACCUGGGCCCAAACAAAAUGGUGGUCGACCUGACAGAUCCCAGCCGACCCCGCUUCACUCUGCAGGAGCUGAGGGACGUGCUGCAGGAACGCAACAGACUCAAGUCCCAGCUCCUGGUGGUGCAGGAAGAGCUGGCGUGCUAUAAGAGUGGCCUGAUUUCACCAAGAGAAGGCCCAGAAGGAAGAACAGAAAAAGAUGCUGUAGUUACCAGGGCCAACAAUGCCAGCAGGAGCAAGGAGGAGAAGACAAUCAUAAAGAAGCUGUUCUCUUUCCGAUCGGGGAAACAGACCUAGAUCCAAGGCCACACCUAAGGCUAUGGCUCUGACUCUAGGACACCACCCUCCAAGACACCUUGCAAAGCCCUCUCCGUGCCACACAUACACACUGGGCCUGUGUAUGUAUUUCCCCUUCAAAACAGACUAAGGAUGAAGGAAACAAGGUUCUCUUGGCACCACUUUCUCCCUGGCUGUGGGACUGGACACGCUUGAAGAUUCGGUCUGGGCCAGUGAAGCAGAAAUCAAGAAAUACAGAAGGAUGUGCGGCGGGGCCCACUUCCUGCUCCCACGUCAGCGCCCAGGCCCUCCAGCGUGCAGACGCGUGUCCUGCUCAUCUGCUCCCAGGGAUGACCCUGGUCUUUUAUGUUUAGCAGAAGGGAGAAAAGAAAGCAGGAAAAUGUGCUAUUGAUAUUCCAGUGGUGACUUCACUGAUAUUUAGUGAAUAUUUGAUUUAGCAAACGUGCCUUUCUUUAUGUGAUUUUGUAUUAAAGUCAAAUGACUCUAUACUUUC